Solanum verrucosum is the source of this 927-nucleotide messenger RNA. RefSeq lists its product as uncharacterized. NCBI's taxonomy places the organism in Eukaryota, Viridiplantae, Streptophyta, Magnoliopsida, Solanales, Solanaceae. Bases 1 to 927 code for a protein of 308 amino acids. The transcript has 5 exons. The record is from RefSeq and is a predicted model, not a curated record.
AUGAGUAGAUACUAUUCACUUGAACACAACACUGAUGCGAUCCCUCCUAAUGAUACCAUCCACUGUCAUACUUAUGGGUGCAGAAUGCUCGUUGCAUUUUUCAACGAUUAUAUUCCGAGGAUAUUUGUAUUUCAGCACUACUCUGUUAUAUUUCAGCAACUCAUUUUCUUGUCUUGUAGACUCAAUCAGGAGGACUGGGUAAACCGUGAUUUACCCUGUUGGAACACUUACUGUAGCCAAUGUGAAAAUAUGAUAGGGUGGAAAAUGAUUGCAGUCACCCAACCGUCAAAGUAUAUUACACAAGGGAGAUUCGUUAUGAAAUUGGACAAGCUUAGAAUUUCAAAUAAUGAACGGUUGAUUCGUCCAAUCCAGGAACAAAAUUUCCGCGCUAAUGAGGAAAAUGCAGAUCAAGAUGGAGAAACAAGUGAGGGAUAUGGAGACUCUACUGAACAAGAAGUGGGCUCUGAUGAGCAAAAUGGAGACUCUACUGAUCAAGAUGGAGACACGGCUGAUCAAGGUUUAGGCGCUAAUGAGCAAAAUAUUGAUCAAGAUGGAGACUCAGUUGAAGAAGAUGAUGGCGCUAUUUCUAAUUACUUGAAGCAUCUCCGCAGUAAAAAUGCUAAUCAAGAUGGAGGCGCUAAUGAGCAAAAUGCUGAUCAAGUUGUAGGAGCCAAUGAGCAAAAUGCUGAUCAAGUUGUAGGAGCUAAUGAGCAAAAUGUUGAUCAAGAUGGAAGUGCUAAUGAGCAAAAUGCUGAUCAACAUGGAGGCACUAAUGAACAGAAUCAUGAUCAAGGUGGAGGCGCUAAUGAGCAAAAUGCUGAUCAACAUGGAGGCGCUAAUGAGCAAAAUGCUGAUCAACAUGGAGGCGCUAAUGGACAGAAUCGUGAUCAAGAUGGAGUCCCGCCAACGAAACGAAGGAAGAUAUAG